CCUCCUCCCCUACACUCUGCACGAGAAUGCCCUGUCCGGAACAACCCAGCAGCGCCUAGAUGGCUUUGGUCACGGUCCAGCGGUCGCCUACCCCCAGCACCACCUCCAGCCCCUGCGCCUCGGAGGCUGACAGUGGGGAGGAGGAAUGCCGAUCACAGCCCCGGAGCAUCAGCGAGAGCUUUUUAACUGUCAAGGGUGCUGCCCUUUUUCUACCACGGGGAAAUGGCUCAUCUACACCGAGAAUCAGCCACAGGCGCAACAAGCACGCAGGUGAUCUUCAACAGCAUCUCCAAGCAAUGUUCAUAUUACUCCGCCCAGAAGACAACAUCAGGCUGGCUGUAAGACUGGAAAGUACUUACCAGAAUCGAACACGCUAUAUGGUAGUGGUUUCAACUAAUGGUAGACAAGACACUGAAGAAAGCGUUGUCCUAGGAAUGGAUUUUUCUUCCAGUGACAGUAGCAUUUGUACCAUGGGUUUAGUCCUGCCUCUCUGGAGUGACACCCUAAUUCAUUUGGAUGGCGAUGGUGGGUUCAGCGUCUCAACAGAUAACAGAGUUCAUAUAUUCAAGCCUGUAUCUGUACAGGCAAUGUGGUCUGCCUUACAGAGUUUACACAAAGCUUGUGAAGUGGCCAGAAUGCAUAACUAUUACCCAGGCAGCCUGUUUCUCACCUGGGUGAGUUAUUAUGAAAGCCAUAUCAACUCAGAUCAGUCCUCAGUCAACGAAUGGAAUGCUAUGCAGGAUGUGCAGUCUCAUCGGCCGGACUCUCCAGCUCUCUUCACAGACAUACCAACUGAACGUGAGCGAACAGAAAGGCUAAUUAAAACCAAAUUAAGGGAGAUAAUGAUGCAGAAAGAUCUGGAGAAUAUCACAUCCAAAGAGAUACGAACAGAGUUGGAAAUGCAAAUGGUGUGCAACUUGCGGGAAUUCAAAGAAUUUAUAGAUAAUGAAAUGAUAGUGAUCCUUGGUCAGAUGGAUAGUCCUACACAAAUAUUUGAACAUGUGUUCCUGGGUUCAGAAUGGAAUGCCUCCAACUUAGAGGACUUACAGAACCGAGGGGUGCGGUAUAUCUUGAAUGUCACUCGAGAGAUAGAUAACUUCUUCCCUGGAGUCUUUGAGUACCAUAACAUCCGGGUAUAUGAUGAAGAGGCAACAGAUCUCCUGGCUUACUGGAAUGACACUUACAAAUUCAUCUCUAAAGCAAAGAAACAUGGAUCUAAAUGUCUUGUGCACUGCAAAAUGGGAGUGAGUCGCUCAGCCUCCACUGUGAUAGCCUAUGCAAUGAAGGAGUAUGGCUGGAAUCUGGAUCGAGCCUAUGACUAUGUGAAGGAAAGACGAACAGUGACCAAGCCCAACCCCAGCUUCAUGAGACAACUGGAAGAGUACCAGGGGAUCUUGCUAGCAAGCAAACAGAGGCAUAACAAACUCUGGAGAUCUCAUUCAGAUAGUGACCUCUCAGACCACCAUGAACCCAUCUGUAAACCCAGGCUAGAACUCAACAAGAAGGAAAUCACUACUUCAGCAGAUCAGAUUGCGGAGGUGAAGACCAUGGAGAAUCACCAAUCCAUACCUCCUGUCUUUGUAGAGCAUGUGGUUCCACAAGAUGUGAAUCAGAAAGGCCUGUGUACCAAAGAAAGAGUGAUCUGCUUGGAGUUUUCCUCCAGGGAAUUUCAUGCUGGACAGAUUGAAGAUGAAUUAAACUUAAAUGACAUCAAUGGAUGCUCAUCAGAGUGUUGUCUUAAUGAAUCAAAAUUCCCUCUUGACAACUGCCAUGCAUCUAAAGCUUUAAUCCAACCUGGACAAGCCCCAGAAAUGGCCAAGUUCCCAGACUUAACAGUGGAAGAUUUGGAGACAGAUGCACUGAAAACAGACAUGAAUGUCCACUUAUUGCCAAUGGAAGAGUUGACAUCUCGACUGAAAGACCUACCCAUGUCCCCUGACCCUGAGUCUCCAAGCCCCCAACCCAGUUGCCAGGCUGAGAUCACAGAUUUCAGUACAGAUCGCAUUGAUUUUUUCAGUGCCCUAGAGAAGUUUGUAGAACUUUCUCAAGAAACCAGGUCUCGUUCUUUCUCCCACUCAAGGAUGGAGGAACUAGGUGGAGGAAGGAAUGAGAGCUGUCGACUAUCAGUGGUAGAAGUAGCCCCUUCAGAAGUGACAGCUGAUGACCAGAGAAGCAGCUCUUUGAGUAAUACUCCCCAUGCAUCUGAAGAAUCUUCAAUGGAUGAGGAACAGUCAAAGGUAAUCUCAGAACUGGUCAGCCCAGACAUCUUCAUGCAGUCUCACUCAGAAAAUGCAAUUUCAGUAAAAGAAAUCAUCACUGAAAUUGAGUCCAUUAGUCAGGGAGUCGGGCAGAUUCAGCUUAAAGGAGACAUCCUAUCCAACCCCUGCCAUACACCAAAGAAGAGCGCCAUCCACGAGCUGCCCUCAGAGAGGGCACAGGGCCCCGACAGCAAACCAGGGCAUUUGGACCAGGAUGAGAGUUUCUACCCAACCCAUCCUGACCUAGCCAAAGACUCAGGAAAGUGCAAUGCAGAAGGCUGUCUAACCACACACUCAUCCACAGCAGACUUGGACGAAGAGGUUCCAGCUGAGGGGGAACAUGACUGGGGUCCAGGGGUGCAUCCUGGUACCAAGUGGUGCUCUGGGUCUGUGAGGCGAGCCACUCUGGAGUUUGAAGAGCGCUUACGGCAGGAACAGGAAUACCAUGGUACUUCCCCUGCAGGUGCCUCAUUGUCCACCCGAAAGAACUCUAAGAAUGAUUCUUCCAUGGUAGACCUAUCAUCAAAAGGGACAAGUGAUGAGGCCACCCCAGACCAUCCAUUUGCCCUGAAGGAGCCAGAGGUGAGCAAGGGCAAAGGGAAAUGCAGUGGGUCUGAAGCUGCCUCACUCGCCCACUGUGAGCAGAAUGCCAUUGCUCCAGCCCUGGAGUUACUAGAGUACCAUCCCUUGCCAGCCCCUCCCGAGUGCUCAGGAUCAGAUCGUAGAGCAAAGCCACAAGGAAACUUGAAGGAGCAGAGGACUGUGGCUUCAUACCCCGAGCCUGAGACACUGGCCAUCCCUCUUCUCCUUCCCAAGAGGAUAGAAAUCAUUGAGUAUACACACUCAGUUACAUCACUCAGUCACAGUAGCCCAGGAGGUGGAAUAGUCCCCAGCAAAGAGUAUGAGGAGCAAGGACAGAGGAAAGUGAAGGUGGAGAAGUCUGUCACCAUGAUCUGUGCACUGGAUGAAAAUCUCAACAGGACUCUGGACCCCAGCCAGAUUUCUCUGCACCCCCAAGUGCUACCUCUGCUUCAUUCAUCCUCUCUUGAGUGUGACAGGCCCACUGACCCAACCUCUAUGCUAAGUAACCCUGAAGACAAGAGCAAUGGCCCAUCAGCAGUCCUGGAGACAACAGCACUGUCUAUCAGUUGCACAGCCCGCAUAGCAUCUGCCAACUUGGAUAACCUGUCUCCCCAGAGUGUGGUUCUCCUGGAAGGCUGCACAGAGCAAAGCAGCACCACAGACAGUGAGCCUUCUGCACUUCAGACUAGGUGGGAGGAAAGCCAGGAAGACCUCCUGUAUAGUGGCAAUAAAGUGCCAUGCAUGGGCUCCCAGUUAAGUAGUGAAGACCUCCUUUUCAUUAGUAAACCAGGUGACAACAUUGAAGAGUCAUUACCCUGUCAGCCCCCACAUAGCUCGAAUGGUGAAAACACAAGGGGUCUCAGCCACAGCCCUGGAGUGGUGAAAGAGCGUGCUAAAGAAAUUGAGUCUCGAGUGAUCUUCCAGGCAGGGCUCAGCAAACCAUCCCAAAUGAGGCGUUCAGCUUCUCUCGCCAAGUUAGGUUACCUGGACCUCUGUAAAGACUGUUUACUAGAAAGACACCCUGUCUCCUCAGAAUCUCCUCAUCUCAAAUUGCUUCAGCCCUUCGUAAGAACAGACUCAGGUAUGCAUGCCAUGGAGGUCCAGGAGCCCUCAGAAAGCCCAGGUGCCCCACAGAACCCAGAGCCUACCAAGUAUUUUGUAGAACAACUCAAAACAACAGAGUGUAUUGCACAGAGCAAACCAGUAGAGAGGCCUCUCGUGCAAUAUGCCAAAGAAUUUGGUUCUAGUCAGCAGUGUUUGCUGUCCAGGGCAGGACUAGAAUUGACUAGCUCUGAAGGAGGCCUUCCUUUACUACAGACCCAGGAGCUGCAGUGUGCAGUCCCUGCUCCAGGGUUGGCCGUGGCACCCCGUCAGCAGCAUGGCAGAACUCACCCACUUCGAAGACUAAAAAGGGCAAAUGAUAAAAAACGGACAACCAACCCCUUCUAUAACACCAUGUGAUUCUGAGCCUAUACAUGUGAUUUUCUAAAAGAAAUGUUUGUAAAAGGGGCCGGUGUAAUAUGUAAGGAACAUGCACUUUAUUGGUUAAUGUUAUAAUAUUUUGGUCAUUUUACUGUUCCUGGCGCAUGCAGGGUUUGGGUUUUUAUGAGUGUGUGUGUGUUUUGUGUGUGUAUGUUGUGUGUGUGUGUGUGUGUGUGUGUGUGUGUGUGUGUGUGUGUGUAGAAAGAGAGACUGAUUUGGAUGGCAAGGCCAUUUUAUCAUUUUUUUAUGUUGAAAAUUCAAACCUCAAAAAAAAAAACAUUUUCAAAGAACACCUUUAUCAAAGGCAAGUUGCUGUUUUUCAAUUAACUGCCACCUGUCCCUCAUUUUGCCCUCUGAGAAAAGGCAUGCUUGCUUGAUUAAAAUAAAGCAAACAGAUGGGGGGCAUGGUGCUGGGAAUUAGAAAUGUUCCCUCCAGGUCUCAGAAAUCUAGUGGGCUGAAGGGCAGGGUGAAGUCAGCCCUCAGCCUUCAUCUUCAGCCCUGGGUCUUUGGAGUUCCUGAAGUAGACAGGUUCUUCUUUGCUUUAAAAGAUGGUCUGCAAUUCAUUUCUUCUGGUAUUUCAAAGUAUAUCAUUGCAAAAGGGAUGGUGAUGGCUGGUUUUAUAAAUUUAUCAAGCAAAGAAUUUUUUACCAAGAAAUAAAUUUUGAAACAAAGGAAAUCCCAAAUGACAUUUGAGAGGUCUUUAAGCAAAUGUGUUAGGAAGAGAAGAACAUGAAGCUGAAGGCGGAGACAUGCAGCCCAGAGACCGCUGGGCUGGUAUAGCCACACAGGUCCCCCAGCCCUCUCUGCCAGAUGUGCUCCUCAGCACUCUUCCAGCUAAAACACUGUGGAAAUAAGCUUGAAAAACAGCAAACAAAAGUCAAUGUGUUCUUGUAAAAUGAAUACAUAUGUAGGGUUUUAACCCUUCCAUUACUUGAAUUAUUCUGUGGGCCUUCUGAGUUUAAUGGCCAUAUUUCUUUCCAAUUUAUUUUCCUCUUGCUGUUUUCCCCAUCCUGCCUAUUUUUUAAUUCUAUAGAUAAUAUUUUACUUGUUACAUAUGUAUAACCUCCAUUGAAAGCAAAGUUUUCUAUAUUAUCACUGUAACACUUGACAUAAGCCCCUGCCCCCCUUUUCCUGGAAAGUUUGUCAUUUCUCCAAAGUUUAUACACAGUAUUUCUGUACAUAAUGUUGUCACUUUCUUAAUGGUCUGUUUUUGAUGUUGUGGGGUCUUUCUGAUUUAUUGUUUUUAAGAAAGAGUAGAGUUGCAACUGGAAAAUACACAAAGACACCAGAAAUAAAACUGAUAGUUGUGGAUAGGAAUCUACACAGUAUAUUGGUGGUGGUUUUAAUUGUUUAAAUGGAGACUUCUAAUCACCAGCUCCUGCCAAAUUUUGCAGAAGUAACUUCCCUCUCAGAAGCCUCUACAGGCUCUCAUUAGAUCAUAGUGUACUGUUUGACACAAGAGUCCCAGAAUGUUGUUUGCCAGAGUCUGAAGCACAGCUAGGGAGUGUGAGUGCAUUGCCAGAGUGGGAGCUCCUACUAGAGACCAAGAGGCUGCAGGGGAGGCCUUGGCCAAGGGCAAGGGCUGUUAAUGACGCAGUUUAGGGUGCCUUUGCUUUGCUGCUAUUGAGGAUAUCCGUAACACAGGAGAACCUGCCACAAACAAGCUUCUUCAAGCUUCUUACAGAAAGUACACUUAGCCUGGAGCGAACCACCCACCACAGCUCACAAAACUGAAGAGAUCUACAAGUUUGUGUCCUGUUGGCUUUGGUCGAUGUCAGCAUUGCUGAGGAUUGGCUAGGUAAAAACUAGAGACUUCAGUUUUUAGUUCCUCCACAGAUGCAUACACAGAUUGUCAAGGUGAUGUCAGAGACCAGAGUUUGCAGGGGCCAGGACACAGGAAAAAUGGACUGAGACCACUAGCUGGUGCUCCCAAGAAGCUGUGGGUCCAGCUGCCAUAUGGUAACCGCAGUUAAAUGGAGACAGGUUGAACAGAAAUCACCUGCUAAAUGUAUAUGGUGUAGUGGCGAUAUGUAUAUGCUGUCCUUCAGUCAUUUCCUGAAAUGUCAGCUCUGUGAUUCCAGAAUAUUUAUGUGUUACAAGUGUUGUGUUUGGUGUAUAUACCAUGUGAGAGAGGUUUUCAAGGAAAGUUGGUGGAUUCCAGAGCUCAUCCACCUAAAACACCCUCUUGUUGAAGCAAUUCCACUACUAGUGUGGGGGAAAGCACUAGAAGUUGUACUGUGGGGAAAAGAUUUGCAUGGGGGUUAAAAGAAUAGCAUUACAAAAAAGAAAAAAAAAGCUGGGAGUGGUGGCUCACACCAAUAAUCCCAGCAUUGAGAAGGCUGAGGCAGGAAGAUCACUGUGAAUUUGACGCCAGCCUACUCCACAGAGUGAGAGCCUGUCUCCCAAACAAGAGACUGGCACAUCCACGCACCACACAUUAAGUGUUAGCCCUGGGCACUGUUCCCUUUUCCCACCUGCUCACUCUCACCACAUGCAACAAACUAAAGGCUGAGAGGAAGCCUUCUCAUGCUGUGAAAAAAAAAACUCAAACUGUGUUUUUCUUUUUUAAGGA
Jaculus jaculus (lesser Egyptian jerboa) is the source of this 6895-nucleotide messenger RNA. It is a transcript of the gene Ssh2, whose product is annotated as slingshot protein phosphatase 2. The transcript is spliced from 15 exons. Gene Ontology annotation, molecular function: protein tyrosine/serine/threonine phosphatase activity; actin binding. Gene Ontology annotation, biological process: negative regulation of actin filament polymerization; actin cytoskeleton organization; protein dephosphorylation. The coding region runs from base 60 to 4301 and encodes 1413 amino acids. Lineage: Eukaryota; Metazoa; Chordata; Mammalia; Rodentia; Dipodidae. The record is from RefSeq and is a predicted model, not a curated record. Gene Ontology annotation, cellular component: cytoplasm.